UUUCAAGAUGGCGCCUGUUCUACUCAAAUUUGUCGUAUCUUUCAGUUCUCAAGAUGAUGUUCACAGGGUUCAAAAUUUACUUAAUGUUAAUGAAUGUAAAAAAUGGUUGUCACAUCGAAAAGAAAGAUCAGGACAAAUUGAGGCCAUUCUACAGCUGGAAGAUUUUUGUUAUUUAUCUAAUAUUGAUAUUGGUUCUAUUUGGUGUGGUAAUAUAGAGAUACAGGUUGGACGAUCUGAUUGGCCACAAGAUACUGCUUAUCGUACCCUCACCCCAACAGCUAGUUUAAUGACACCAUUAGACAGUAAAACAGGCAAAAAUUCAACAAAAGCAAGAAUGUUUGCGAAAGCUGAUUUUGUUGAUAAUGUUGUCUCUGAAAAAUGGGAUCGGAUCAAAGUAAUACUUCGACAACCGUACCGUAAAGAUGUUCAGUUUGGAUUGGCAUUUAUUAAAGUUCAGUCUUCCUCUAAAAAUCCAGUAGCUGUAAAUGUGAACAGCAGGAAAAAGAUUGAAUUUUCGACUGUAUCAGAAAAUAAACGAGUGAAAAUGAUACAGAAACAUUUCUUUGGAUCACAGCUAGAUAGAGAUUCUCCAGAAGAUCCAUUAAAGGAAAAGCUAAUGAAGAUAUCUUCUAGUAGCGAAUCAGGAGUUGGUGUAGCUUUGUCAAGAACAGCUAAACUUGUUCUAGCCGCCACCGAAAAUACAGAUAAUAAGUUUAGUCCUGCUAAUAGAGCCAAAGAAACAAACAACACCACAGCAAGACGUGAUCUUUUCUCUGAACACAUGGAACAAAAGACAUCACCUGCGAUUGAAGAGGAAAUAGUGAAUUUUUUGUUUGAUCAGAAAUUAUCACCCAUGGAUUUAGAUUUGGUCACUGUAGCAGAUUUGAGACAUAAACUUGAGAAAAUAAAGAAAAGAAAACUGACCAGUGAAGAGAAAAAAAUCUUUAUGAAUUAUUGUCAGUCAUAUUUAGUGGAACUGCUUGAUGGUGAUAUUAGAUCUGUUCCAGUUACCACAAGUCCUUUAGACGUGUCACGAAAACAUGACUCGUGUUCACCAGCCUCAUCACAGGAGAAACAAACAGAUUCAGCCGAGAGCACAUUAGAUGAAAUUUUAUCAAAGAAUCAAACACUUCUGAAUUCUGCUAAAAAAUUAACGUCCAAUCGUGCGGGAAAAAAAGAUAAUUGCAUUCGUAAAGACAAUGAUUGUUUGUUAGUAAAUCAAAAUGUGACUUCAAAUGGUGCCAACAUGAAUUCCACGACACCUAAAACCACAAAGAGUAUUUCAAUUAAAGAACAAAUGAAAAAGUCAGAAGAUACCAACUUAUCGUCUAUUAAGAAGAAGUACGAAUUCAGUGAAACUUUACAAAAUCGUGUGAAAUCAUCUACCUCUGCACAGACUAGCGAUAAAAAUAUAUUUGAUUUGUCUACUACUGAUAGUGAUAGUGAUUUAGCCGCCCAAAAUUCUAAAAAUAGCAAUAUCGAUUAUAAAUCAAAGUUAUCUUCCUAUAAACCUUCAUCAGGAGAAUUACCACCCAAUGCUACAAAGCCCAGAACGUUAUGGUAUAUGGGAAUUUGUCACGAGUUGAGCUCACCAGCACCGACAACACAACCAAAAAGUGCUGCAAAUAAAUCAGUGAAUAAUAAACGUAAACGAAAAGAUUCUGGUGAUAUUUGUUUGAUUGAAGAUGAUGUCACAAUUAUUCCUAUAAGUAGUAAACGAGGGAGAGGGCGUGGUCGAGGAAGGGGGCGUGGUCAAACCAAGACACCUAGUAAAGAAAGUUUGAUGGAUAAUGACUGUAUAUUAACAGAUGGUAUCUGGUUGAGUGCUGGUAUUGGUUAUCAACUUGGUUCAUGUUCUUCAUCUAGUCCAAGGACAUCUCCAUCGGUUUCCGCAGGUUUAUCUACAUCUACGGAUGAAUCAGAACAAAAUAUGGCAACUUGUUCAGUUUGUAACGCUAAGAUCAAAGAUUACUUGCUGGAUCAUCACUUUAUCCAGUGUUCAGCUAAAGCUCGUCUGUCAGAGAUUGAAAUUCCACCAUUGCCAACAUUUGCUUUUGAGAGUGCAGUCUCCAAGAAAUCUCGAGCUAAGGGUACCAAAAAAUCCACAAGGACCAAUAAUUCAGUUGAUGUAGCUUCCAGUUCUAACAUGAGUGCUUCUAUAUCUCAUAUAAGUAGUGAUUCAUUAGUGAACAAUAACUCCCCUGUGAUUAAUUCGAACGGUUAUACCCCUGUGAUUAAUUCGAACGGUUAUACCCCUGUGAUUGAUUUGAACGGUAAUACCUCUGUGUCGCGUAUCAGUCCAUCAUGGUCGAACAACAAUGUAUCAAGACAUGACAAUAGUUCUGUGUUAAUACAAGAUGAUUCAGAUGUGUUUAUAUCAUGUCCUGUCUGUACUGAGAUGUUCCCAGCUGAUAUGAUAACAAUUCAUACAAAUGCAUGUUUAGAUAAGCUAUGAACAGUGUGGUGAUCUGAUACUGGUUGUUAGGAUCUUUGAAGCAACAUGGACAGAUACUGUUUGUUAUAAACUGUGAAGUAACAUGGACGGGUUGUUAUAAUCAGUGAAGUAACAUGGACGGGUUGUUAUAAUCAGUGAAACUACUAGAAACAACAUGGAACAGAGACUUCUUGUUAUAAACUGUAAAACUACAGUACGGCCGUCACGAUGGUUUGACGGGACACGAUAUUACCGUGUUUUUUAUCGUGGAAUUCUGUGAUUUACCGAGUGAACACCGAGCGAAUAUCGAGUGACACGAUAGCACUGCCUCGGUGUUGGAAACACGGUGUGACUCGGUGUUUUAAUUAAACCAUGCCUCUGAUCGUUUAUUUUAGGAUGAAGUACAUGUAGAGCUAUACAUUGUUAUUAUAGAUCACUUAAUGUGUUGGUAGCUACGUGUGAAGAUUGGCGUUCGCGUUUCUUUGAUCUGUUAUAUCAUGGACCGUAUAUAGGGUUAUAUCACAGGGUAAUUCUGUUAUUUAAACCCGGGUAUUGUCAUCUUUUAAACAGAAAUAUGCUUAUACCGAUACAUUAUUACUUCAUUAAUAUGUUCGACAUUUGUAAGACUUGCAUCGAUGGACCAUUACAAAUUCAAUCAAAUUACUGAAAAAUUAUAACAUGACACCAAUAUAUGCUAGUCUUACCGGGGGCGUAGAUUUAUCCAUCUAAAUAGUAAUUCACAUACUGAUAAAUAAUUCUGGUUUAAAUCACAAAUAAAUUAAAAGCUUUUGUCUCCUGAUAUGUAAUCACACAAAGU
Patella vulgata (common limpet) is the source of this 3251-nucleotide messenger RNA. RefSeq lists its product as uncharacterized. Gene Ontology annotation, biological process: base-excision repair; single strand break repair. The coding region runs from base 8 to 2455 and encodes 815 amino acids. Gene Ontology annotation, molecular function: damaged DNA binding. Lineage: Eukaryota; Metazoa; Mollusca; Gastropoda; Patellidae. The record is from RefSeq and is a predicted model, not a curated record. Gene Ontology annotation, cellular component: nucleus. The transcript is spliced from 9 exons.